Molecule: messenger RNA, 2621 nt
Organism: Heteronotia binoei (common prickly gecko)
Lineage: Eukaryota; Metazoa; Chordata; Lepidosauria; Squamata; Gekkonidae
Product: ubiquitin carboxyl-terminal hydrolase CYLD-like
Biological process (GO): regulation of intrinsic apoptotic signaling pathway; positive regulation of extrinsic apoptotic signaling pathway; regulation of mitotic cell cycle
Cellular component (GO): cytosol
Molecular function (GO): K63-linked deubiquitinase activity; cysteine-type deubiquitinase activity
Source: RefSeq, a predicted model, not a curated record
UUGACCACCUCCUUCCACUGGCAAUGAAGCCUCGUCGGCUCUUCAUAGCUGUGAAAAGCUUCUCGGGAGAAGCCAAGUCAGGCGGGGAGGUGAAGGUCUCUAAAGGCAGCCUCCUGCGUCAAGAAGAUACCUCCAGGGCCUCCUCAGAGGGGCAUUUCUGGGCCAAGGUCUUGGACAUGGAAAAAGUGGUCCGAGUCUCUUUUUCCGCUGUUCGGGAACUGACCGGAACCCACGCUGGGCUCUUGGAAGCUGUGACCAAUGGAGAAGAACGCCUGGGACUUUUCAGUCAAGAGCGGCUGAUGCGGAGGCUGAGCUCCCUCCAGAAAGGAGACCCAGUGCGGGUCCAGAUCACUUCUGCCUCUGGGCAAAAAGUUCAAGGCAUUGUCCGAUACCGGGGGCCCAUAGAGAAGAACAAGCGGGAUACGAGCAUCAUCUUUGGGGUAGAGCUGGUGGGUUCCGCAGCUGGGAAAGGUUUCACCGAUGGCUCCUUCAAAGGUCAGAAGUUCUUCUCUUGUCAAGAGAACUGCGGGGUCUUCGUACCUGUCAACCGCAUUGAGCCAGAUGACUCGGUGAAGGGCAUCUCUCCAGCUCCUUCCAGAGGCACUGCCAGGGAAUGCACAAGGAUCCAGCUGACAUCUGGAGAUCCCUUGUCGUCUCCCGGGCUGGAGGUUGGGGACCGUGUUUCCUUCAAGAUGGAAGACAGCAACCCAACGGGCACUGUGGUGUACUGCAACUACCUGCCCAAGAAAAUGGAGACUGGGGUGUUCGUGGGGAUACACCUGGAUAAACCAGUCGGCUCCUGGGAUGGUUAUUUCAAAGAACGCAAGCUCUGCCAUAUCCCAGCGCCAGAGUAUGGGAUUCUCCUGCCAAUUUCUAAAGUACAAAAAGAACAGCCGGACAGAAGCCCUGAGGGGUUGGACAGCAGUUCCUCCCCACCCACCUUGGCCUCCUUCGAUUACCCCUCCCCCUCGUCCAUCCGGUAUCCCCCAAAGAUGGAGGGGUGUUCCCCCAAGGAAUCGCUGUUCCCUUCCCUUGCCUUGGAGAAGCGCAAAGGCGGGAACGGUGCGGGGAACAAGGAAGAACAGGAGGCAGGCGAAGAAGAUGAGGAGGAAGAGGGUGAACAAUACAGCCACUAUCUCCUGGAGAUCAACUCCAUGGUGGAGGUGAACGAUCCCCCGAUCUACGGGGUGAUCCGCUGGAUCGGGGAUCUGCCUGACAUGGAUGAAACAAUUGCUGGUCUGGAGCUGGAGGAGCCGCUGUCUUCAGGCUGCACAGACGGACAGUACAGAGGGAUCCGCUACUUCUGUUGCCCCCCCAACAAGGCCCUCUUUGUCAAGUUGCGUCGCUGUCGGCCCGACUCUCGUUUCGGCACGGAGCAGAAUCUGGAGAAUCCCGUUUUGCGAUGCAAUUCCUUAGAUUUCCGUGUGUAUGCCAGUGCAAAAGUGGAAGAGGACACUCCGCCACUGCCAUUGGGCGAUCGCGGUCUAGAGCAACUCUUGGGAUGGAAGAAAGGCAUCCAGGGACACUGCAAUUCCUGUUAUCUGGACGCUACGCUUUUCUGUAUGUUCACUUUCUCCUCGGUCCUGGAUUCGAUGCUGCUCCGUCCAGCAGACAAGAACGACGGGGAGUCUUACACUGAGAUACGGGACCUGCUGAGGACAGAGAUAGUCAACCCUUUGCGCAAGAAUGGCUAUGUCUGUGCCACCAAAGUCAUGGCUCUGCGGAAAGUUCUGGAAACUGCUGGGCAUUCUUCAGGCUUCACCAGUGAAGAGAAAGACCCAGAAGAAUUUCUCACCCUGUUGUUCCGAGUCCUGAAAAUGGACCCGCUCUUCCAGAUUCGCUCGGCUGGGAAGGACCCCCACGGCUGCAUUUUCUACCAGAUCUUCACCGAGGAGCACCUGACCCAGGGCGUGCCCACUGUUCAGCAGCUCCUGGAAGGGUCCCUCGUCACCGCAGACCUCAAGUUCACGGAGGCCCCCUCCUGUCUUAUCCUACAGAUGCCCCGGAACGGAAAGAAUUUCAAGGCCUUCCGCACCAUCCAGCCUAGCCUGGAACUUGACCUCACUGACCUUCUGGAAGACACACCUCGGGAGUGUUGUAUCUGUCAAGGGCUGGCUGUGAUGGAGUGUCUGGAUUGUUACGGGGAUCAAAGCUUUGGCUUCAGACACAUCAAACAGUUCUGCAGGACGUGCAGCCAGCAGGUUCACAAGCACCGUAGCCGUCGCUGCCACCAGCCCCGUCCCCUGCACCUGCCCGAGGAGCUGUCCCGUUUGGGCCACCUGCCUGAGGUCAUCCCCCGCCAGACCAUGCAGCUCUUCGCCGUCCUCUGCAUCGAGACCAGCCACUAUGUAGCCUUUACCCGCCACGGCUCUGGUAUCCACCAGUGGCUCUUCUUUGACAGCAUGGCUGACCGGGAAGGGGGCCUCAAUGGCUUUAACAUCCCUCGCAUCACGGCCUGUUCGGAGGUUGCGGACUACUUGGACAUGCCCCCUAAGGAGCUGCAGAGCCUGGACCCCAAAUCUUUGGCCCCCUGCGCUCGCCGCCUGCUCUGCGACGCCUACAUGUGCUUCUACCACAGCCCUUCCCUCGGCCUCUACAAAUAAGCUCCUUGGCUGAAGAGC